AUGUCCAAUGACGUCACUAGCACGUCCCACUGGCAAUGCUCGACUACUUUUUACUUCUCUGACGGCCGUAACGAGACUGUACUGUGUACGGCGGGACAGUGGAUGUACACACCUGUACACAACGAGUGGAACAUCGUCAGCCAGUUUGAUCUCGUCUGCUCCGAUGCUUACCUUGUCGACCUGGCUACCACCAUUUAUUUCAGUGGCGUCACCAUUGGUAGUCUGGUGUUUGGUGAUUUAGCUGACCGGUACGGCCGUCUUCCCGUCAUGCUCUUCACCCUCUACACGUCAUCGGUCCUGGGGGUCAUCAUCGCCUUCUCCGUCAACUACACCAUGUUCGUGGUGCUGAGGUUCUUACAGGGGCUAUUGAUGCAGAUACCAGUCCCUGACGAAGAAUGGGAACUAGUGAAAAAGGAAACGAACACAUCAAUGGACGGACAAGUGCGACAGUGUAACCUGACUGACUUGGUCCGCAAUGGACAAAUGAGACAAAGAUCUCUCAUUCUCUUCUACGUUUGUCUCCAUGACAACGUCUAUCUACUCUUCUGUAUUGGAGGUGUGUUCGAAACGUCAGUGUACUUGCUAAAUUUGCCCAUGAUGAAUAGAUUUGGUCGUAAAAAGCCCCUUAUGGCAACUAUGAUAGUAGCAGGUGUGGCGUUUAUAGCGACAGGAUUUUUGAACGAUUUUUUAUCUGACAACAGUUACGUGAAGGUUGCCAUGGCAAUGGUGGCACUGUGUGCAGCGUGUAGCCAGUAUGCCAUGAUCUUUGUGUACACGUCAGAGAUCUACCCCACAGUUAUGAGGUAA
This is a messenger RNA of Physella acuta, 807 nucleotides long. RefSeq names its product solute carrier family 22 member 13-like. Gene Ontology annotation, biological process: transmembrane transport. Lineage: Eukaryota; Metazoa; Mollusca; Gastropoda; Physidae. The record is from RefSeq and is a predicted model, not a curated record. Gene Ontology annotation, molecular function: transmembrane transporter activity.